GCGCAUGCGCAUUGCUAGCUACAGACAGCUCUGUUGGUGAAAUCGAAUUCACGGACUGUUUGAUGCAGUAGUAAGGGUGUAUUGUUCUCGUGGACUGUGUGACAAGUUUAUGUCCUACAGAAAUGGCUGGGAUUAAAGCUCUGAUCAGCCUGUCCUUUGGUGGGGCUAUUGGCCUCAUGUUCCUGAUGCUAGGAUGUGCUCUUCCAGUGUAUGAUAAAUACUGGCCCUUGUUCCUCCUCUUCUUCUACAUCCUUGCCCCAAUCCCUUACUGCAUCUCCCGGAGAAUUGUUGAAGACACAGACUCGGCCAGCAACGCCUGCAAGGAGCUGGCUUUAUUUCUCACAACGGGCAUAGUGGUUUCAGCCUUUGGCCUGCCCAUCAUUUUUGCCAGAGCUGACGUUAUUGCCUGGGGAGCAUGUGCGCUUGUGUUAACAGGCAAUGUAGUCAUCUUCACAACCAUUCUGGGAUUCUUUUUGGUCUUCGGAACAAACGACGACUUUAGUUGGCAGCAGUGGUAAAAUUGGUGGGUGGGGGGGGCUAAGUCAGAAUUGUUUAUUACUAGCAUUGUUAUUAUUAUUGUUAUGAUUACAAUUAUUGUUUGUUGUUAUUUAUAUGACUGCCCGUCCAUAGACACACAAAACCAGUGCAAUAAUCUGUUUUAACUGUCAUGCGGAAUGUCAGACUGACUUCAGGUGGAUGUGCUGACUUUCAUUUUGACUUUUAUUUUUUGCUCCAUGUUUGUGAGUCUUCUCCCUUCAUGUACUGUACAGGCUUAUUUUUUGAGUGUCGUGAUAAUGUUGAGAUCAUAAAUGCACAUCUUAUCUGUGCAAAUGCAAAAAUGUCCAACUGAAUGUCCACCUGGACUCAGAUUGACCUAUGGGAGGGGUCUUUGGCUAUCUGUUGCUAUCGGUUUGGGAUUUUUUAAAAUUGUCUGAAGGUUGGAAGCUUUUUCCUGUGACAAAGAUAUCUUACUGACAAAAGAUAUGUAACUUUGGGAGUGAGGGUGUGCAAUAGCGUGCUGGUCAGUUUCGAGAGGAUAGUCUCCCCCUCCAAGUGCUGAUAUGAAGCUAAAGAACUGGAUAUUUUGCAUGGAGUAAAUGUUGUUUUUGAAGAGCACAUUUGUCUCUCAGCUUGAAGCCAUUCAAUAUGAAGGUAGAUACAGCAUAUAUUGAUAUAAUGCAUUAUCCAAUGCACUGUCCCCCAUUGUAGUGAUCAAAUUCUAAUGGCUCAGCUAUUCACAGACGUUCAUUUGAUACAGGCCUCUUGUGUUUGGUGGUUUAGCGUAGCAUAUUCUGCCCCUUUUGAAAAUUGUCUAGAAGUCAUUGUAACCUUGUGUCAUCUUCUCUCUUUAGAAUAGAGUCAUCAAAAACCUUGGUCAGACAGCCCAGGAUUAAGGCUAGCCGGUGUGAAAUGUGGCCAACUUAAGAUCUAGGCUACUUAUAACCUGGGUCACUAAUACCACUAGUCCUAGAUUUACCAGGUAUCCAAGAGACCAAUUGGUUUCUAUACCAGGAAACCAACCAAAGGCUGCACUGUAAUUAUGUUUCACAGAUAAAUGUGGAUGAACCCCAGUUUUUACCAAGGCAUAUCAUUUUUUGGUCUAUAUUUAGUACAGCCGCACUAAGAUGUACUCACAUCCUCUCCCUGAAAGAAAUGAAGUCGCCGUAUAGGCUUAAACUACUUUUAAUGUGGUCCUUGUGGGUGUGCUGAUACCAUACAUUUGCUCAGUGUAGUUUGUAAUUAGUUCUAGGUCUCAGAGGACAGUGUCCUGCAGCUUUGGAGUUUGCUGUUACAUUUAACUGAACUAGUUGUAGCUAAGCAAGGUAUUAAGCAUCUGUCACCCCGUGUGCACUGGCCUGUUCAGCUGGGUGGAAAGGUUGCGUGUUUAAGAUCUCUUUGUUUUUGUUUUGCGGAUGGCGCAGUUAUCUUUGAAAGGGGGUCUCUGGAAGAGACAAAAAAAGUGAAACCCAUCUCAAAAUAUUCCAGAAAUAAUCGGAAGCACUGAUGAAUCUGGUAUCUCUUUUUGUCUCACUCAGAUCGUGAGUAAGUUUGUCAACUUCUUAUUUCCAGUCUUCCAGAGACCACAACCUCCAUGAAGAUAGUGAUUGUAUUAAUUGUAUCAUAAUGAAAACCCUUUUGCACCUUUUUGAGUUUAGCUGAACUUUUUAAAUAAUCAUUGUUACCUUGAUUAACAAAGGUAAUGUUACAACAAAUUGCUUUUGGUGUUUUUGUUGUCCUUUUAUGUAAGUAAAGUUGAAACUUUCCAUACAUCAAAACAAAUGAUAAAUGUACGCCUACAGCAAUGCAGUGAUGGUAUAUCUACAGUUUUAGGACAUCCAGGGUAGGCUAGUCAUAGUGUUUGAAACACAAUUUAAGUAUUAUAAGCAUUGCAUAGUGAAAGUUGGAGAAAUGUCCAAAGAAUUCCAAUAUAAUUCUAUCAAACAAAUUAACACAUACAAACUGCAGAAUCAGGUCAUUCUAGUCAUGGGAUGGGUUCGUCACUGAUCUCUUUUGUGAAAGAUAUGUUGUUUCACAGACCUGGAAGGUUAUUUUAUUUAUUAGUAUUAGAGGAUGCUUUGUGUAGAUGUCCAAUUGCCAUUUUCUAUCUACAACUGUUGUGUUCCGAGGCAGAGGUCAGCAUGGUGGUUUUCUUUUCUAAAUAAAUGCAAUUUUUGAA
Molecule: messenger RNA, 2677 nt
Organism: Coregonus clupeaformis (lake whitefish)
Lineage: Eukaryota; Metazoa; Chordata; Actinopteri; Salmoniformes; Salmonidae
Product: leptin receptor overlapping transcript-like 1
Exons: 4
Coding region: 123-518 (131 amino acids)
Biological process (GO): negative regulation of growth hormone receptor signaling pathway; late endosome to vacuole transport via multivesicular body sorting pathway
Cellular component (GO): endosome
Source: RefSeq, a predicted model, not a curated record